GGCGCAUAGUCGAAUCUUUACAUUUUUUUAUACUUGCCCAACAACAACUAUAUAACGGGGACUUUCAUUUGGCCCUUUAUACAUCGUUAACCCUUCGCAACUAUGAAGAUAUGUUAAACAUAGAACAAGUAUAUUCGAUCAUAGCAUUGGCAGCAAUAGCAAACGGCUCAUUUAAUAUUGCAUCUAGAGCUUUCAUGAAACUUGAGACUAUAGAUACAAAAAAAAAUUACCAUCAAUUGUCAUUGAUCAUAUUUAGCAAGUAUGCUCCUAAAGACUCUACUCCGUUAUUCAUUCAAUGUUACAGUUGUUUGGACAAUUUCCCAGCUUGGUCAUUGAAAUGCCCGAGAUGUAAAACCAAACCAGAAGCCAGCAUUGUUACGGGUCAGCCAUUGAUAGAUAUAAAAUCUCUUUGGUGUUGCAGACAAUGCAAACGCAACGCAACAAUUAUAGAUAUGGGACUGUUGAAUUACUGUCCAUUGUGUAGGAAAGAGGUUAUUCUUUCUUUUUGAAUUAUUUCACCUCUUGUGUUAGGAUUGCACAU
This is a messenger RNA of Myzus persicae (green peach aphid), 541 nucleotides long. Its product is annotated as WD repeat-containing protein 35-like. NCBI's taxonomy places the organism in Eukaryota, Metazoa, Arthropoda, Insecta, Hemiptera, Aphididae. The transcript has 4 exons. Bases 111 to 509 code for a protein of 132 amino acids. The record is from RefSeq and is a predicted model, not a curated record.